AUGAAGGAGACGUGCCGCAUCUGCGGGCGGGAGCUGUGCGGCAACCAGCGGCGAUGGAUCUUCCACACGGCGGCCAGGCUGAACCUGCAGGUGCUGCUGUCGCACGUGCUGGGCAGGGAGCUGUGCCGCGACGGGCGGGCCGAGUUCGCCUGCGGCAAGUGCGCCUUCAUGCUGGACCGCGUGUACCGCUUCGACACGGUCAUCGCGCGCAUCGAGGCGCUCUCCCUGGAGCGCCUGCACAAGCUGCUGCUGGAGAAGGACCGCCUCAAGUUCUGCAUCGCCAGCAUGUACCGCAGGAACAACGAGGAGCCCGCCGCGGAGGACAAGGCCGGCGGCGGCACCGUGGACCUCUCCAUGCUGCCCGACGCUCGCUACGCCGCCCUCCUUCAGGAGGACUUCGUGGCCCGGAGCAUCUCGUGCGGGCCGUCCGGGCGGUGGUCGGCGAGCGCGGGCAACGAGGAGGCGUCCGUGGGCGACGCCGCGGAGCUGGCCGGCGCCCGGGCGCCGCUGGACGGGGAGAGCAUGGAGGAGGGAACGCCCGCGUCCUCCAUGGAGUCGCUGGACACCACGGUGGAGGCGAGCCCUCCGCAGCACAGGGACGACGAGGCGGAGAAGGGCGCCAAGGGGAGCGGGAAGGGCGACGACUUCUCGGACGACCGCCUGACGCCGAGCUCCUCGCUGAGCGGGAAUAGGCUGGAGCUGGCCCUUAGCAUGAUCAAGGCCUUGGACUACAAACCUGUUCGGAGCCCCAAGGGCAGCAAGCUGCCUAUCCCUGUGAAAUCCGCCUUGCCGCCUCCGAGGCUGAGCUGCGACUCGGCGGAUGGAAGUGCUUCUGCUGGCUUGAUGGAUGCUGGCUCUGGUUUCCUCAGUGCAGACAGGAAAUCCCUUUCCAGAGCUCACUUGGGUCUUCCCUUGGAGAUUGCUGACUUGCAGGAGCUGUGGGACGACCUCUGUGAGGAUUACGUGCCGCUCCGGGUACAGAAUCGCCCAGAUGACCACGAGCAGCCAGCUGCAGGCGAGCCCGCAGCCGCAGAGCGUCUCCCUGGUGCGCACGCUGCGGAGCUGCAGGGCAAAGUCCAGCAGCUUGAUGCCACCAACAAGUUGCUGCAGGAAAAACUGAAUGAAUUGAACUUUGAAUUGAAGUCUGUCCAAGAAACAUCGCAGAGACAAGACCGUACAAUCCAGAGUCUGAAUGAGACCCUGAAGAGCAAGGAGAGCGAGACAGAAGAGCUGUACCAUGUCAUUGAGGGGCAGAACGAGACGAUGGCCAAGCUGCGAGACAUGUUGCACAGGAGCCAGCUUGGACAGUUGCAGGUGCCAGAGGGUGCAGCCUCACCCCAGCAGCAAAACCUGGCGCUACUGGAUCUUCAGAACACACUUUUCUGCACCCAGCUGGAAGUGCAGAAGUUGAAAACGGUUCAGCGUCAGAAAGAGCAUCAGUUGGCUGAGGCCAGGAGGGUGACCCAGCUCCUAGAAACGACAGUGCACGAGGAAGAGCAGCAAAAAGAGGCAACUUGGAAACACAACCAGGAGCUGCGUGCUGUGGUGCAGCAGCUGCAGGCAGAACUGCAGGACAAGGCUCAGCAGCUCCAGGCUGCAGAGUGGGAAAAAUGCUGCGAGCUGCAGGCCCAGGAACAGAAGGUUCAGCGUUUGAAUCAGCACCUGGCUCGCAAAGAACAACUUCUGCAGGAAUCAAGGGAACUUCUGCAAUGCCAGAAAAACCUGAACAAGAGCCCUGCAGCCAUGGAUGCCAUGCUGGAGAAACUGCAGCAGCGAGUCCGUGACAGGGAUGCUGCUCUGGAGCGAGCAGUAGAUGAAAAGUACUGUGCUCUGGAGAAGAAGGAGCAAGAGCUGCAGCAGCUCCGUGUCUCGGCCAGAGCGCGCGGUGAUGACCUGGAGCGGCUGCGGAGCGUUGUGUCCGGCAGCGAGGCCACCAUCCACAGCCUGGAGAGCCUCUUGAAAGCCAAAACCCUGGAGCUAGAGCAGGUGUCAGCAACCUGCCAAAACCUCCGCUGGCUCAAGGAGGAGACUGAGGAGAAAUCCUGCAAGAGGCAGAAGGAGCAGGAGGGGAUCAUCCAGCAGCUGCAAACCUGCCUGCACGAUAGGAACAAGGAAGUGGAGGAGCUCACAGCCACCCUGCUGUGCAAGCUGGGCCCGGGGCAGAGCGAGGUGGUGGAGGAGCUGUGCCUCCGUCUCCAGCGCAAGGAGAAGAUGCUGCAGGAUCUCCUUGCUGACAGGAACCGUCAGGUUAUGGAGCAUGAUGCUGAGAUCCGGGAGCUGCUGCAGGCUGUGGGCGCCAAGGAGCAGUGGAGCAGAGCAGCUGCUGAGAAGAUGGCACGUGCUUUGGCUGAAAGGAGCAGCGAGUUACAGCUUCUGCGCCAGCACUGGUCAGGGAAGGAGCCUCUUGCCACCUGGUCAGCUGGUGCCAGCCUGUUGAAGCAGGAUGAACAAGAAAUACUGCAGACUGCUUGUGGAGCUGCAGCCAGUGCUGCACCCCCGGAGAGGGACAGGAGCUGCGGGACAGAGGACGUCGCAACGUCAGCAGCAGAGUUGGAGAAGGAGCUUGUUAAUGCCAAAGAGGAGCUGGGGCUGAUGGCGAAGAAGGAGAGGGAAAGCAGGCGAGAGCUCACUGCUCUCCAGUCUGUUGUGGCCACCCAGGAGGAAGAGCUGCAGGUGCAGGCCUCAGAUAUCGAGUCCCUGACCAGGAACAUCCAGAUCAAAGAGGACCUCAUCAAGGAUCUGCAGAUGCAGCUGGUGGACCCUGAAGAAAUUCCAGCCGUGGAAAGGCUGACUCAAGAAGUGUUGGUGCUUCGGGAGAAAGUGACCGUAGCAGAAUCACGAGUGCAAGAGGCUACUGGAAACAGAAGGCAGCAGUUGUUACUGAUGCUGGAAGGGCUGGUGGCUGAAAGGAACCGGCUGAAUGAGGCUCUGCAGGCAGAGAGGCAGCUCUACAGCAGCCUGGUGAAGUUCCACACGCACCCGGACAGCACUGCGAGAGACCACACUCUGCAGGUGGAGCUGGAAGGGGUCCAGGAGCUCCGCGGACAGCUGGAAGAAGCUCUUGGAAGAAGCUUGGAGCGUUUGAGCAGGCUGGAGACGCAGGGCACCUUAGGAGGUCAGGCCACGGGGACGGGCGGUGACGGCACCAGCUUCACCACCAGCGCAGAGGAGGAGGCAGAGGCGAGCGGCCGCCGAGGCCCCAAGGAGGGCGCAGAGGGUGCCGUGGCGGAGCGGCAGGCGCGGGCGGAAGCAGAGCUGCGGGAGCUGCAAGCGCAGCUGGAGGAUGCCGGCUUCUCCUCUGUCUCCCACAUGAGGAAGGCGAUGCUGAGCCUGUGCCUGGAGAACGCGGAGCUGAAGGAGCGCAUGGGCGAAGCCACGUUGCUGCUGGACAGCGGGGAGCAGGAGGAGGCCGGCCCGGGCGGCGCCCCGACUCCUGAGCCCCGCAGGCUCCAGCGGAGGGGCCGCUGUGCCCUGGGUGACUGCCCUGCCGGCAGCGCCGCGAGGGACGGCCAGGGGCUCCCGGCGGAGAGGGGAGCGGUGCCCGCCAAGCGCCCCGCGCUCGAGGCACGGGCCUGGGACGAGGCGCCCAAGAGACCCUGCCCCAGCAGCCCGGGCAGCAGCCACGUAAGCAGCAGCGGCUGCAGCGGGGCGCGGGCGAGUGCGGCAGGACGCGCGGCGGGGCUCACCGCGGCUCCGCUCCCGCCGCAGGAGGGCCCGGCGCCCAGCGCGGAGCCACAGCGCGCCGGGCAGUGCCGGGAGCUGCAGGACAGGCUCGCCGCCUCGGAGGCCACGGUGCGGGCGCAGGCGGCGCAGCUGCACCACUACCACGUGCUGCUCCGCGAGCCCCGCGCCCAGCGGCUCAGCAAGCAGGUGCAGGUGGACGUGCAGGACCUGGGCUACGAGACGUGCGGGCGCAGUGAGACCGAGGCCGAGCGCGAUGAGACCACUAGCCCCGAGUGCGAGGAGCCCGACGUGUUCAGCGAGCCCAGCGUGGGCGGCGAGCUGGGGUCCCCGCGGUGGCUGGCGGCUGCCGAGGCCGCCCUCAAGGCCGUGCCCCCGCCGGACGUGGGCGCCCUGCACCGGCACGUGCAGGAGCUCAAGGCGCAGUUGCUCCACGCCAACAAGGUGAUCCAGAGCCUGCAGCGCCGGGCCCGCUCCGUGUCCGUCACCAGCGGCUACACGUCGGGCGCGGAGCGGCCGCCGGCGGGCCCCGCCGCCCUGGCUUCGCCGGCGCGCAGCCUCACCGACGAGGACGAGGGCUGGCAGUCGGACGGCGUGUGCCCGCCCGCCCUGCGCGCGCACCGCGACCUGCAGCGCCUGGUGCAGCGUGUGGCCCUCCUGGAGGCGCAGCUGCCCGCGGCCAAGCCCGGUGCCGUCUCGCCCAAGGAGCUGCAGUCGGCCACGUGGCCGGGGAAAUACGACUCGCUGGUGCAGGCGCAGGCGCGGGAGCUGUCGCACCUGCGGCAGGCGCUGCGCGAGGGCCACGGCGCCAGCCGCGCGCUGGCCCAGCACCUGCGCGCCGCCCUGCGCGCCUUCGAGGAGCUGCUGCGCGGCACCGACGUCGACUACUACCUGGGCCAGGGCUUCCGCGAGCGGCUGGCCCAGGGCCGCCAGCUGGCCGAGAGCCUCAGCGACAAGCUGAGCCCCCGAGAUCGGCAGGACGGGGAGGAUAAGAGCAGCCAUGAACUGCUGGUGCUGAGGCUCAGCCGGGAGCUCCAGGAGAAGGAGAAGGUGAUUGAGAGGCUGGAGGAGAAGCUGCAGGAGCGCUGCGAGUCACCGGGCAGCAGCCGCCCGCCCUCCGAGUCGUCCCGCUCCAUCACGAGCACCUCGUUCGUGUCGGAUGGGCUCGAGGCCGGCUCUGACGGCGACACGGCCAGCGAGUGCAGCCAGUGCCGGGAGGAGCCCGCCCGAGGAGCAGGCCUUCACUUUGACUCCUUGUCCAAGCCCGCUAGUGCCCCCCUGCCUGCGCUGCUCCCCAGCCUGCCCCCGUUUCUGCCCGCCGGGGCCGCCCCUGCCGCAGCGCCCGCGCUCCUGGGGUGCUGCGGGCCCCCUGGCUGCUCCCUGGCCGAGGCGCAGCAGGAACUGCAGGUGCUCCGGAGACAGCUGGGAGAAAGCGAGCACACGGGUGCGGCGCUGCCUGCCAAGCCCGCGGCGCCAGCGGGGCCCUGCGGAGCGGGCAGCAAUCCCGCCGGCUCCCGGUGCCCGCACGGGGCCCCGCAGGGCCCAGCCACGGCGCUCCAGCCCCACGGCCUCUGGGUCGCACCACCGCUCUGCGGCGCCUUGGCACCAGGACACCCCUCCAGCCAGAAGCUGACAGGGGCGGACCUCCUGGAGGAGCAUUUGCUGGAGAUCCGCGGCCUGCGGCAGCGCCUCGAGGAGUCCAUCUGCACCAACGACCGGCUGCGCGAGCAGCUCGAGCAGCGCCUGGCCUCCACGGGCAAGGCCAGCGGCUUUUCUGCCGACGCUUACACCCAGGGCCAGGAGCUGGCGUCCCGGCUGAGCAGCGAGAACCGGGCGCUGCGUGAGGAGAACCGGAGCCUGCGGCUCCAGCGCGACCACCUUUCCCAAGAGCUGGCACGGGUGCAGGAGGCGCUGCUGGCUGCCUGCUCGCGGGCACAGGAGGCCGAGGUAGAGGCCGGCCGGAGGCGCGGGGAGCAGCGGAGGCUGGCGGAUGAGCUUGCCAAGGGCCAGGAGAGCGUCCGGCAGCUCCGCGAUGAGCGGCUCGCUCUGCAGGAGGACAACAACAGGCUGCAGCACACGGUGACGCUGCUGCAGCAGCAGUGCGAGGAGCACCGCCUGCUCCUGCAGGCCCUGCACGCGGAGCUGCACGGCUACGAGAAGCUCCCCGGCCCCUCUGUGGGGACACGAGCAGGUUGCUUCCCCUCUCCUCCAGUGCGGGACGUUGGCACGAGCUCAGCAGUCCCCUUCUCCCCGCCACCUACAGGCACCUCAGGAGCCCCACAGAUGGACGAGCCGCGCAGAGCUGACCUGCCAGCACGGGAGAGCGAGGGGCCGACGGGCACCCACGUUGUUGGCCGCCUGGACACGCACCGGGCCCUGGAGCAGCGCGUGGUGGAGGGGAAAGCGCUGGCCCGCGAGCUCAUGGGCCUCAUGUGUCCCACGCUGGAGCCGCCCAGCCGCCCAGGCCAGGAGCCCCUGCUCCCAGCCCUUGUCCCGCAGGCGCAGGCGUGGGGCAGCGCGCGCCGCCUGCACCGCGCGCUGGACGAGUGCGCGUCUCUGCUGGGCGCCUUCUGGAGCGCCGCGCUGCCCGCCGGCGCUGCCCAGCACGCGGCCAAGGAGCAGGCGCUGCGGGGCGAGCUGGCGGCGCUGCGGGCGCAGCUGGCGGCGAGGGACGAAGCCCUGCAGCGCGCGGCGGCGCGGCUGCGCUGCACUGCCCGCCUCAAGGACAGCAUGGAGCGCUUCGUCGUGAGCCAGCUGACGAGGACCCACAACGUGCUGCGUAAGGCCAGAACCAACCUGGAGGUGAAGGCUCAGCAGGCGCUGCCCGUGGCGUGAGGCUGGUCUUGCUGCGAGCGCUGGAGCGUGUGCCCCCGCACCCGUCUGUGCCCUCCGUCCAGCUUCACCGGGCGGCACCGCCUCGCGCUUCGCCUGCCCCUCGCCCCUUCCGUGGGGCACAGCCCUCCCAGCCCAGCCCUUCUCC
Messenger RNA from Nothoprocta perdicaria, 6661 nucleotides. RefSeq names its product myomegalin-like. Bases 1 to 6516 code for a protein of 2171 amino acids. Lineage: Eukaryota; Metazoa; Chordata; Aves; Tinamiformes; Tinamidae. The transcript has 37 exons. Gene Ontology annotation, molecular function: zinc ion binding. The record is from RefSeq and is a predicted model, not a curated record. Gene Ontology annotation, cellular component: nucleus.